Aspergillus eucalypticola CBS 122712 is the source of this 297-nucleotide messenger RNA. RefSeq lists its product as uncharacterized. Bases 89 to 247 code for a protein of 52 amino acids. The transcript has a single exon. Lineage: Eukaryota; Fungi; Ascomycota; Eurotiomycetes; Eurotiales; Aspergillaceae. The record is from RefSeq and is a predicted model, not a curated record.
UUUUUUUUUUUUUUCCUUUAUAAAAUGGUCCUAGGUUCUGGGGGAAAAGAGUGGGGUUGUCUUUCUUGUAUAAAAUAGAUGUUAUACGAUGGCUUAUGGUAGAUCUUACUUGGUCUUGGGUCUUGCUUGGUAUUGGUAUGGAACUGGUUGGUGCAUGGUUCUAAGUUUCAUGUUGAAGAUGCAUGCUAAUGACCACAAUGUACCCCGGGUUGACGCCGGUAUGAUAAAGAAAGUAAUAAAUACAUAAGAGAAUCCCGAUUCCAGUCUCUUACCAUGAAUAUAAACACCGCUAUGAUC